Molecule: messenger RNA, 2683 nt
Organism: Loxodonta africana (African savanna elephant)
Lineage: Eukaryota; Metazoa; Chordata; Mammalia; Proboscidea; Elephantidae
Gene: GOLPH3
Product: golgi phosphoprotein 3
Exons: 4
Coding region: 258-1154 (298 amino acids)
Biological process (GO): Golgi to plasma membrane protein transport; retrograde vesicle-mediated transport, Golgi to endoplasmic reticulum; Golgi vesicle budding
Cellular component (GO): Golgi cisterna; cytosol; trans-Golgi network
Molecular function (GO): phosphatidylinositol-4-phosphate binding
Source: RefSeq, a predicted model, not a curated record
CCUCCGCUUCGGAGCUUGGGCGCCUCGGGGGCCGCGACCGCGGGGAGGAAGGAGCUCCUCACCAAUCUUGCCGACGGCUGGCCCGCCGGCUCCCGCCCCGGCCCGUCUCCCCAUGACUGCCCCCGGCCCCGCUGCCGACGGACGUCGCUCCAGCGCCCGGGUUUAACACGGAAGCCGCGGUCCAGGGCCGCGGGAGGAAGAGGAGGAAGACCCGGUAGGUCCCGUGUCCCUCUCGGCCCGGCGCCUCGGCCGGAGCCAUGACCUCGCUGACCCAGCGCAGCUCGGGCCUGGUGCAGCGGCGCACCGAGGCCUCCCGCAACGCCGCCGACAAGGAGCGGGCGGCGGGCGGCGGCGGUAGCAACGGCGAGGACGACGCGCAGAGCCGCCGCGACGAGCAGGACGACGACGACAAGGGCGACUCCAAGGAAACGCGGCUGACCCUGAUGGAGGAGGUGCUCCUGCUGGGCCUCAAGGACCGAGAGGGUUACACAUCAUUUUGGAAUGACUGUAUAUCAUCUGGAUUACGUGGCUGUAUGUUAAUUGAAUUAGCCUUGAGAGGAAGGUUACAACUAGAGGCUUGUGGAAUGAGGCGUAAAAGUCUAUUAACAAGAAAGGUGAUCUGUAAGUCAGAUGCUCCCACAGGGGAUGUUCUUCUCGACGAAGCUCUGAAGCAUGUUAAAGAGACCCAGCCUCCAGAAACGGUUCAGAACUGGAUUGAAUUACUUAGUGGUGAGACAUGGAAUCCAUUAAAAUUGCAUUAUCAGUUAAGAAAUGUGCGGGAACGAUUAGCUAAAAACCUGGUGGAAAAGGGUGUAUUGACAACAGAGAAACAGAACUUCCUACUUUUUGACAUGACAACACAUCCCCUCACCAACAACAACAUCAAGCAGCGCCUCAUCAAGAAGGUACAAGAAGCCGUUCUUGACAAAUGGGUCAAUGACCCUCACCGCAUGGACAAGCGCUUGCUGGCCCUCAUUUACCUAGCCCAUGCCUCGGAUGUCCUGGAGAACGCUUUUGCUCCUCUUCUGGACGAGCAGUAUGAUUUAGCCACCAAGAGAGUGCGGCAGCUUCUCGAUUUAGACCCUGAAGUAGAAUGUCUGAAGGCCAACACCAACGAGGUUCUGUGGGCGGUGGUGGCAGCGUUCACCAAGUAACUCUGCUAGGAAGAAAGCCUUCUCCUGUCUCUCAUGUAAACCAGUUGUUUUUCUUCUAUCGACUUCUGGUUUUCUGCAGUUUGUACGUUCUCACACUAUAAUUGGCUUUUGUUUUAUGAAAAUGGUGGGUGGUUUUUUCUUUUUUGUAUGUAUGCAGGAUUCUGCUGGUACGAGAGGCCUUCUAUUUCAGUUAAAAAAAAAAAAAAAAUUCCUGCCAUAUUGGCAUUCCAUUCCCUCUUGACAUUCUCACUGUUCACCUGCUUUGGCUUUCUGGUAUGCUUUGACUUACAAAGUACCUCCAGCCUCCGCACAUGCACGUCUUUGGAUUACCUCAGCUUGAGUUUUCCCACAUGUGCGUGUAUGUCUAGCAUUCUGCGUACAAUUCAGACAGAAGUCACAAAAAGGCCUUUAACUCACCAAAGGUAAAUAUCUGUAUCUAUUAGGACAUUUUAUACAUAGACCUCAGUUGAGAUGUAUACUUAGCAAAAUUAUUUUUAAAUUGAACAGCACAGAAAAUACUUAAUAUAAAAUGCCCCUUGGAUUCUGCUUUCCAUGUAAAUCUAUUGUAUUAUUAUUACACUUGUUAUAAUUUUAACUAUUAAAUCAUAAAGGUCCAAUUGUUUCAGAAAGCCAGUUUGGGAUGGGCUGCAUUCCAGUUAUGCUGUAUAUAGUUGGAAUUAUAUAUAAAUUGCCCCUUCUUCUGGCCACUCCUGCCCCCAUCUUAGUAUUUUGCAAGGUUCAAUUAGUUGUACACCUGGUGCCCCUCACUUGUUCCAUUGUCAUCUGAUAGCAAAAUGGACCUCUCAUUAUCGAAGGAGAGAGGAAAGGUGUGUGUGUGCUUGGUCCUGGACUUCUUGAGCCGUGCCAUUCCUGGUACUCUUUGCCUAUGUGUCUCCUUUUUUGAUUUUUUUGUUUUGUUUUUCAUACUUAAAAAAAAAAAAAAAAAUCAUUUCUGUAGGGAAGAGGCUUGUGACCAGUACUAAUCUUGAGUACAGUUUUUUCUUUUUCUGUCCACAGGUAAAUUAAUGUUUGCUGUUCAGUGUCAUUUAUCUACUCACACAUUCUUGGAGAAAAAAAAAAAAUCAAAUGUCAGUCCUAGAAGAUGUUGCAUGUACAUUGUUAGCAAGUAAUGACUACAACUCAGAUGAUUAAGAUUUUUGUAACAGAAAGCUCUGCUAUGUUUUAAUUUUUAUAUACAAUUAUGAUAAUUAGCACAUUGUAAGAAUAUAAGCCUUUGCUUUUUAAAGUUUAUUUUUACUGUUUCUUUAUCACUGUUUAUCAUACCACCAUUGCUUUCAUAAUGUAAAUACUAUACAUUGAACAAAUGAAAUGUCAGAUUUUUUAUGACCAUAGUUGAUGUUAAUAGUGGGACUUUCAGGUGUUUAGAGAUUUUUUGGUUAACCCUCAAUGCAGAAGUACUAGAUGGUGUAUAACUCUAGAGUUGACUUUUAAGGGAUUCCCUAAUAUGUAUACUAUCUUUUUAUCUGAAGUAAUAAAUAAACUAUGAUCUUGAAAGUGCCUGAAUCAGA